Talaromyces stipitatus ATCC 10500 is the source of this 1229-nucleotide messenger RNA. RefSeq names its product 3-isopropylmalate dehydrogenase, putative. The transcript has 2 exons. Lineage: Eukaryota; Fungi; Ascomycota; Eurotiomycetes; Eurotiales; Trichocomaceae. Gene Ontology annotation, biological process: L-leucine biosynthetic process. The record is from RefSeq and is a predicted model, not a curated record. Gene Ontology annotation, molecular function: NAD binding; magnesium ion binding; 3-isopropylmalate dehydrogenase activity. The coding region runs from base 93 to 1229 and encodes 378 amino acids. Gene Ontology annotation, cellular component: cytosol.
ACGGCUGAGUAGUAUCAACCACACGAACAUUAUUUUCUAUUUGCAAUUCUCAUCCCCCUGGAUUCGACAACUCCACCACGACUCUUAAGACCAUGGCUGAAAUCCGAAAACUCCUAGUGCUACCUGGGGAUCACAUAGGGCCCGAAAUCAUAGCAGAAGCACUGAAAAUACUGGCAGUGCUAGAAGAAGAACUGCCCAACUUCAAGGUCCAAAUAAGCUACGGAUUAAUAGGAGGUGCGAGUCUAGACAAGACUGGUUCCGCAAUAACCGACGAAGUCCUUGAAACUGCCGUCGCAAGCGAUGCAGUUCUUCUGGGCUCCGUGGGAGGACCAGAAUGGGCACAUGUGCCGGGCGCUCUGAGUCCUGAAAAGGGUAUUCUCCACUUGAGACAGCGGCUAGACGCAUUUGCGAAUAUCAGGCCUUGUCGGUUCUAUGCGUCAAGUCUACUUAAUCAGUCACCAUUGAAGCCCGAGAUAGCCGCUGGAGUGGACUUUGUUCUGGUUAGAGAGAACUGCGGAGGGGCGUAUUUUGGAACAAAGACCGAAUUCGAAGAUGAGGCGCGAACUGAGGUUGAGAGAUGUGCUCGCGUAUCAGCAGCGCUCGCGAGGACUUUUGGCAGGGGCAAGAACACUGACGACAAAAGCCCAGCUAUAGUCUGGAAUGCGGAUAAGGCGAACGUUUUGGCAAGUGGUCGUUUCUGGAGAACAGUCACGCAUGAUAUAUUCGAGCGCGAAUUCCCUGAUAUUGAACUCCACGACCAACUGGCUGAUAGCAUGGCUAUGGUCAUGGUUAAAGCACCAACGAAAUUCAACGGCGUGAUUCACACUGAUAAUACAUUUGGGGACAUCCUGUCUGAUAUAUCAGGAGGAAUCGUGGGGUCCCUAGGAGUUCUUCCCAGCGCAAGCGUAUGCGGAGUACCUGGUAGUGAAAAACCUGUUAAAGGUAUCUAUGAAGCGGUCCAUGGAAGUGCUCCUGAUAUUUCGGGAACGGGGCAGGCGAAUCCGAUUGCACAAAUACUCAGUUUGGCGAUGCUUCUUCGAUACUCGUUUAGUAUGCCGCGUCAAGCCGAUUUACUGGAGGAUGCUGUACGAAAAACACUCGAGGUGCGCGAGCAUGGUGGAUUAGGAAUUCGGACGAAGGAUUUGGGAGGUUCUGCCUCUACGCAAGACGUUGGUGAUGCUGUUGCAUUCCAAUUUCGGACUCUCCUUAGAAGCGCUGAUAUCAAAUAA